Penicillium coprophilum is the source of this 1041-nucleotide messenger RNA. RefSeq lists its product as uncharacterized. The transcript has 4 exons. The record is from RefSeq and is a predicted model, not a curated record. Bases 1 to 1041 code for a protein of 346 amino acids. NCBI's taxonomy places the organism in Eukaryota, Fungi, Ascomycota, Eurotiomycetes, Eurotiales, Aspergillaceae.
AUGCCUUUGGACACGAUAUAUCUGACUCGCCAUGGGCACCGCCUCAGCUGGACCAUUGACUUUCGCACGGGCACAUACAGGGCUCAAUUCCCAACGCCCACAGGAAACCCAGCAGACCCUGCGCUGACAUCGCACGGCGUCAAUCAGUCGUACGAGCUAGCAGAACACAUUGCUGGCCCCCAAUUCCACCCGAAGCCAUUCCGUGUCUACUCGAGUCCAUUUUACCGUUGCCUUCAAACAAUCCAGCCGUCUGUUGAAGAGCUCAAGAGAAUAUCUGCUGAAUCUGACAAGAACCAGAUAGAUGGCCAGAUUGGAUCAAUUGAUCGACAUGCGGAGCUAGACGUACGAAUUGAGAAUGGGCUAGGAGAAUGGUUCGGCGCGACAAACUUCUUCGACCACCCAGCCCAUCCAACCCCCGAAAUAAUGUCCACCCAUUUCCCAACCCUCCUCUCAGACGUCAGCCAACUCUACAAACCCCUCCUCAUCCCCUCAAGACGCGGUGAGACAAUCACUCAGCUUCAUAACCGCAUAGCGACAGCCCUGGAAGGCAUAAUCGCAGACAUCGACGCAGAAGUCUCCGCCCUGGAAGCAGACCUCCCACCAGACCAAAGAACUAGCAAGUCAGUUCUGAUCUGCGCACAUGCCGCGCCGCUCAUCGCGAUGGGACGGGCUCUUACGGGCCACAUGCCGGACGAUAGUGCUGAAGAGGACUUCAAUGUUUUCACAGCUGGAUUGAGUACUUUCAAGAGGAGAGGGGUUUCUUCCACUGCUAGUGCCGGACAUAGCAGUGACCAGAAAGAAAAUCUCAAUGAGGAAACGCUUGCUGAGGGUACGACAUUCCUUCGUGCGUCGGGGUCUCCGCCGCAAUGGAGGAAUGGACGUGGUGUUGGGGGUGGAUGGGAUUGCGUUGCGAAUGGGGAUUGUAGCUUUUUGAGUGGUGGUGCUGAGCGUGGAUGGCACUUUGAUGGCGAGGAAUCCUUUAAUAUAACCAUGGCUUCGCCUUCUGAGCCAUCUGCGAAUGUCGGGGCCACGAAGUUGUGA